This is a messenger RNA of Ichthyophthirius multifiliis, 427 nucleotides long. RefSeq lists its product as hypothetical. The transcript has a single exon. Lineage: Eukaryota; Ciliophora; Oligohymenophorea; Hymenostomatida. The annotation marks the transcript as partial. The record is from RefSeq and is a predicted model, not a curated record.
UUUCGAUUUUUCCAGCAUGACCUUAUAUCCAUCUUUUGGCUAAAUGAAUUUUAUAUUUUUCGUCAUUCAUUACAGGGUGAUUUCUAUGUUAAAGUCUACAUAUGCUUAAUUUGAAGUUUAAAUUGAGUAAAUUUUCUUAUUAUUAUUCAUUAUUAUUUAUAUUUUUUUAAUUCUCUUCUUCCAUUUAACUUAUUUCUUAUUCCACUUACUAGUCUAUAUGAAAAGGAGAUAUUUCAUCAUAUUAAGAUAUUACAUCGUCUUCUAUAAUUUAGUUUUCUUAUUCAAUAUUCUUUAGAGGAUUAUGAGAUUUAAAAGUUAAUUAAAAUGUACAUUUCAUUGAUUUGAAAUGCUUGCAUUAGAUUUAUAUUUUAGUAUUAUUUAUAUUUUUUAAGGUCAUUUAGACUUAUUGUAAACUUUCAAUUUCUUU